AUGGAUAGGCUUUUGCCGUCUGGAGAGUCUCCAAAAGCAAAUAUGCUUGGCAGUAAAAGCAAGUUUACUCCUCAAGAAGAUGAAAGACUGAGAUAUUUUGUUGAAAAAGCUGUACCAAAAUUAACCUGGAAAGAGAUUUCCAUCUUAAUGAGAACCCGUUCCCCUCGACAAUGUAGGGAAAGAUACCAAAAUUAUUUAAGCUCGAAAGUUAGCCAUAAUGACUUCUCUAAUGAUGAAGAUCAGCAAAUCCUUAGACUUUUUAAUGAACAUGGAAAGAAAUGGAAUAUAAUAGCACAAUAUUUACCUGGAAGGACAGGUAAUGCUGUUAGAAAUAGAUGGCAAUGGCUUGUCAAAAAACAAAAAAUAAAUGUAAGUGAUGCGUCUUCACCAAUAAUGCACGCAAUUGACAUUAGAUCGGCCCCUAGUAAUUCCACUAUACCUGCAACAAGUCAGCCUCAAAACUCUAACUUCAAGACGUACGAAGAAUUUUUCUACAACUUUGGACUGUUUAAUCAAGGAAAAAAUUCGGCUAUUUUUGAAAACGACGAAGACCAGGGUAUAUUUGUAUCUUGA
This is a messenger RNA of Trichomonas vaginalis G3, 573 nucleotides long. Its product is annotated as RNA polymerase II transcription regulator recruiting protein. Lineage: Eukaryota; Parabasalia; Trichomonadida; Trichomonadidae. Bases 1 to 573 code for a protein of 190 amino acids. The record is from RefSeq and is a predicted model, not a curated record. The transcript has a single exon. Gene Ontology annotation, cellular component: nucleus. Gene Ontology annotation, molecular function: RNA polymerase II cis-regulatory region sequence-specific DNA binding; DNA-binding transcription factor activity, RNA polymerase II-specific. Gene Ontology annotation, biological process: regulation of DNA-templated transcription.